Messenger RNA from Funneliformis caledonium, 939 nucleotides. The record is from the annotation of a GenBank genome assembly. NCBI's taxonomy places the organism in Eukaryota, Fungi, Glomeromycota, Glomeromycetes, Glomerales, Glomeraceae.
AUGUCAGAGAUCUUGGAGGAUUCUAGGAUAAUUUACGUUUCAACCUUAGAUACGAUAGAGCCAAUGAUCAAUUCAUCUACGUUGAAGACCUCAAAAUUCAGGUUACGUUAUGAGAAACUUGAUAAUUUGGAAGAAUUUGGUACAUCCGGUAAAGGGGUCGUAUUUAAUUAUGACUUAAAAUCAUGGAAGUAUAAUAAGCAAUUUUUUAUUCAAUCCAUCACAUCUCAUGGAUUUUUAAGAGAAACUGUUAAAGAAACGAACAAGUUAUUUAAAGAAUUAGAAAGUUGUUGGGAUUUGAUUGGAAAAGAAGGAUUAACGAGCGAUUUCACUUAUUGGACACAUAGUUUCACAUCAGAUUUAAUCCUAUUUAUCACUACAGGAAGAAAAGGAUAUUGUAUGGAAGCAAAAUUUAAUGAAUAUUAUAAAAAAUUCAAUCAGAAUCUUGACAGGAAUGGAAAUGAUGACUUACAUGAGGAAAAGAUUAAAAAAUGUUUGAAUUUAUUUCAUGACGUGGAAUCAUUAUUAGCAGGAUAUUCGUACUUUGUCAUGUUCCCUUCCUUUGUUAGGAACUACUUUCCAAUUAUGAAGAGCAAAACCAAAUCUAUCUUAGAUUGUAGGGAUAGAGUUUUCAAUGGAAUGUUACAAAUAAUAAACGAAAGAAGAGAAGAAAUUGAACAAACUCCUUUAGGUCAACCCCUUAGAAAUGAUAUGUUGACAUCUUUUAUUACGGCAAAUACAUCCAGGGAUAUUAGUGAGAUUCGACAAGUUGAAGAGGAAUUAAUGCGUCCUAUGACCAAUGAUGAAAUUAAAGUUAAUCUGUUAGAAGCCAUAACCGCAGGACUUGAUACCAUGGCAAACACGAUCGCGUUCACGGUUUAUUACAUAUGUCAAUAUCCCGAAGUGAAAAAACGACGAUCCGACUCGAGACAUCACUUAUGA